UACUAGUACAUAGGCAACACUUCUACUAGUCUAAAACGAAGAGAAAGUCAUAGUAUGCCAACGCACAUGCAUCCUAAAGCCAUCACUAUAUCUCACUAAAUCUCCCUCUCCAUGUGCCUACGCCGCACACCACACCAUUCCCCAAUAAACAACAAAUCCCUAAUUUACUCCUACGAAUGCUGAUCAAUUCGAAGAUGAAUGAAGAAAACAGCGAAAUCAAAUUAUGACCCUAAAAACUCUACCGAAUAUUUUCCAAAAUCAUCAUCAUCAUCAACAACAACAAUCAUCAUCAACAACUCUAUUAGUAUUAUCGCCAUUUUCAUGGCUAUUUCUCAACCGUCGUCGUCGAAUUUUCUUCCUGAUUCUAACCUCACCUGUACUAAUUCCUCUUCUUUGUUUUUGUUUUCCGUUAAUUUGUCUCUGUCAACUCUGGUUCUGUAUUUCCCGACGUCAACAAAAUCGACGGCGAGAUGACCUUGGGUUACGGCGAUGCGAAGAAGGAAGAGAACAAGAUGACUACAAUGAUCAUGAUCAGAGUGAAGAGAGAGAAAUCGGAUGGAUAUUGUUGCAGAGGUAUUUGGAAGAUCAAUUAGGGCUCGUUGGAUCUGUAGUUUCUGUUUAUGAUUGUGCUGAUCAUGAUGAUUUUGUUGAUGUUGAUGAUCAGAUUAUUCAUGAUGAUGAAACUAGACAACCUUUUCUGAUUUGAUGAUUUUUUUUGUCUGUAAAUUAAUUUAAGACUUUUAAAUUUUGAUUCUAUUAGAUUGUGAUUGUUAGUGUUUGGAAUAUGGUAUAUGAAAUGAGAAAAAAAGGUAAUUGUGCAGUGAA
This is a messenger RNA of Amaranthus tricolor (Joseph's coat), 825 nucleotides long. RefSeq lists its product as uncharacterized. The transcript has a single exon. The record is from RefSeq and is a predicted model, not a curated record. NCBI's taxonomy places the organism in Eukaryota, Viridiplantae, Streptophyta, Magnoliopsida, Caryophyllales, Amaranthaceae. Bases 224 to 706 code for a protein of 160 amino acids.